UUGCUUCCCACCUCGGGAAGGGGGUCCUGGCCUAUCCCUCAAAGAAAGUUCCUCCGGGAUAGAGCGGUCUCCUGCUUCGGACUGCAGGUUCCCGGGCCCAAGUGCUGUCUCCCUUCAGACCCGUGCUUCCGGAGCCGGAAUGUCUCCCUUCCUUGAGGGUGCCAGGAGCAUUCCCGAAACCAGCGAGAAAACUUAAAGGUAAGGUAUACAAAGCGCGAGAUGCAGCCAGAGCCACCACCACGCGCCCGCAGGUUCUCUGCGCAUGCUCAAGAGUAACCCCCUAAACUCAACCUCAGGCCAGCGCAUAGUUGUAAAACUGACGUCAACCGCAAUGACUUCUGGACGCUGUAGUCCUACGUGUGGAUUGGCUGCCUGAUGACGGAGCUUCCUCGUGAUUGGAUGUCCCAAGACAGCGACUUAUUCAUCAGACUGGCAGUUGAGUUGGAAUUGGAUGGCGGAGGUAACCUCUCCAGUAAGCCUCAGAGCCGCUCCCUCUCAACAUGCACCUCCGGCUGUGCCCAAUGACACUACUGAAUUGACAUUUCGUGGGCACAGUCAACGGGUAAAAACUGGUGAGUCACAGACUCCUAUGUGGUAAUUCUGGCUAAGACGCACGUGGACAUCCUGGAUACCCAGAGAGGUCGGACCUCCUGGGGAGGGGGGUGAAGCUCUGAGACGGAGAGGCCAGGAAACCCGACUUGCCCAGGAUCAAGACGCCUGCUAGUGGGAAAGCCCACAUGAGCGCCAUGGCUCCUAGGAAGGCCGGCAGUCGGGUGGCCAAGACCAACUCGUUACGGAGCCGGAAGCUCGCCUCCUUCCUGGAGGACUUCGACCGUGAGGUGGAAAUACGGCUCAAGCAGAUUGAGUCGGACAGGCAGAAUCUCCUCAAGGAGGUGGAUAACCUCUACAACAUCGAGGUCCUGCGGCUCCCCAGGGCGGUGCGCGAGAUGAACUGGCUGGACUACUUCGCCCUUGGAGGAAACAAACAGGCCCUGGAAGAGGCAGCAACAGCUGACCUGGAUAUCACUGAAAUAAACAAAUUGACAGCAGAAGCUAUUCAGACACCCCUGAAGUCUGCCAAAACACGAAAACUAAUGCCAGUAGGUGAAAAGAUAGUGGAAGAGGAAGAAGAAGAAAAUAAACAUAAGACUCUUUCAACUGCAAGAGUCAAAAGGUGUCCUCCAUCCAAGAAGAGAACACAGUCCGUACAAGGAAAACGCAAAAGCAAAAGGUCAAGCCAUGGUAACACUAUUACCCCAGCUGUGGGCCGAUUAGAGUUGUCUAUGGUGAAACCAACUCCAGGCCUGACACCCAGGUUUGACUCGAGAGUCUUCAAGACCCCUGGCCUGCGCACUCCAGCAGCAGGAGAGCGGAUUUACAGUAUCUCAGGGAACGGCAGCCCUCUUGCUGACAACAAAGAGGUCUUCCUCACUGUGCCAGUGGGCAGUGGAGAGAGCGUGCGAUUAUUGGCUAGUGACGUGCAGAGGCUCAAUAUUGCCCAGCUGGAUCCAGAGGCCCUGGGAAACAUUAAAAAGCUCUCCAGCCGUCUUGCCCAGCUCUGCAGCAGCAUACGGACCCACAAAUGAGAAGCCACACUUUACAGGGUAGACCUUCACUGGAUUCUUCUGGAACCCUGAAAAGACUUCUUCCCUUCACGCUUAUUGUUUGAGUGUGAAGUUCCAGAGAAGGGAGUAGUGUUCUUCCUGAGGAAUUCGGGAAGGGGUAGACACACUGUUUCCACACCAGUUAGAUAAGACUUUGUUUUUCAUAUGUCCCAAUCCAAGUGACCCCAGCCACUGCCCACUGCGUCCAUGUGAUAGAAAAUUCCCGUCGUUCUCUCAGUUGAUAUCUCCCUGUUCUCUGACCUGCUGCCUUCUGCCUAUUGUCAUUUAGCAUCCUCUCUGCCCUGCCCGACCUGCGAUGGAGGUGGCAUAGAAGAACCCCAUGUUCUGGGGGAGACUGCUUCCCACACUCCUCCGACAGCUCUCUGCAUCUGGCAUUUCUGCUCUGUGUAUGAUUGGAGAUGGGAGUGUAGACUUAAAGAAGUGAGAGCUCUGAGCCAAGAAAGGGCAGGUUCAGAAAGUGGGGGGAACUGUACAGAUCAGGCCUGGACAGAAUAAGGUGGGUCACAGCAGUGAUCCCAGCAGCAGAACAUGCAUUUCUCCCCUCCCACACUCAUUCGGUUCUCGUCCUGUGGGGGUACUAAAUGGGGCUUUGGAAUCUUUCACCAGCUGUGCCCAGUAAUUCUUUUCAAGCUGACUGUGAACAGCUUUUUGUGUUUAUCCCUGUUUACCCAAGACCAAAAAUUGGUUUUGAGGCAGCUUCCAUGUGUUGCUUCUCUACCUCUCUAGUUAGUGAGAACUUGGAUAAUGGAUUUGUAGGGCUUAGAUUAGUCUAGGGUUUUGUGUGACUGGCCUCAGAGUCACUAUCUCUGAGUUUUCCAUGGUCCAGUGAUCUCUGCCAGGUCUGUAGACUCUGCAGAGAGCACUUCUCUCUCAAGGGGUUCAUCAGGGGGACAGAUGUGACUUGUCUGAUGGCCUCAUUUUACGUGUUUGACAUUGACUAUUUAUGCAGAGUCUGCAGUGAAAUCUUUGGGCUUCAGCCAACCUCUCUGCCCCCAAAUGAUCAUGGGCUGUGUUCUGAAAAUUUGGGAAUUAGAGUUCUCAUCCCCGGGCUUGAGGGAACACAGCAUUCUCAUGUAUGGCUCUUUGUUUUAUUUGGUAUUAUUUCAUGAGAUGACCAUUUUAAUGUUCAGUCCCUUUCUAGUUGAAUUCUGUUCAAGUUGCUUUAUUCUCCUUUUCCUGAGACUUUUGUACAUAUUGUUUUCCUGAGUGAUGGUAUCUCUAAACUGAUUUGUUCUAAUCAGCUACUGAA
This is a messenger RNA of Cynocephalus volans (Philippine flying lemur), 2874 nucleotides long. RefSeq names its product cell division cycle associated 8 (gene CDCA8). Gene Ontology annotation, biological process: mitotic sister chromatid segregation. NCBI's taxonomy places the organism in Eukaryota, Metazoa, Chordata, Mammalia, Dermoptera, Cynocephalidae. Gene Ontology annotation, cellular component: chromosome, centromeric region; chromosome passenger complex; spindle midzone. The coding region runs from base 738 to 1586 and encodes 282 amino acids. The record is from RefSeq and is a predicted model, not a curated record. The transcript has 11 exons.